This is a messenger RNA of Tilletiopsis washingtonensis, 2890 nucleotides long. Its product is annotated as Pkinase-domain-containing protein. Gene Ontology annotation, molecular function: protein serine/threonine kinase activity; ATP binding. Gene Ontology annotation, biological process: protein phosphorylation; intracellular signal transduction. The record is from RefSeq and is a predicted model, not a curated record. Lineage: Eukaryota; Fungi; Basidiomycota; Exobasidiomycetes; Entylomatales. Bases 296 to 2755 code for a protein of 819 amino acids. The transcript has 2 exons.
GUGUGCCUGGCUGCGUGCUCUCGCUGCUGGCGUGCUGCGCCGCUGCUUUUGCCGCUUGGUGACGCGCUCGCCGCCGCGCGCGCGCCGCCGCCGCACGGCCGCCGCUGCAUCGUCCCACAUCUCUCGUCCGCUCCUCCAGCUCCGGCGCCGCUCGCCCCCCUGCUGCGUCCCGCAUCCACUCGCCCUCGUCGCUGCACCACGUCGCACUCGCUGCAUCCCGCAGCCGCGCCCGCACCCUCGCCCGCCCGCCGGCGCCGCACGCGCACGCGCCCGUGCGCCCGCCGCUGCGCCCGCCAUGCUCUCCUCCAAGCCCAUGUCGCGCAUCGUCGACCACUCGCACGACGCAGACGCCAACGACGGCAUCCACGACAUCGCCACCGAGGCCGGCCGCAUGCGCCUGCGCGAGAACGAGCAUGCGCCCGGCUACGAGGUCGUCACGCCGUCGGGCGCACGCUCGCCGCAGCAGCAGGCGCCGCCGAGCGCGCCCGCCGCUCAGCCGCGCACCGGCGCGGGUGCGGGCACGGUGCUGCCCGGCGGCGGUGCCGAGCUGGCCAACGCCGUCAGCCUCGGCGGGCCCAGCAACAUUGCGCACGCGGCGCGCCAGCAGAACGUCUCGCACGCGCCCGCCAUCCAGACGGGCGGCAACACCGAGAUUGCGUCGCCCAUCGGCACCGGCGGCCACGGCGCCGCCGGGCCCGUGUCGCUCGUGGCCUCGCCCAUUGCCGAGAACCCCGGGCGCAGCAUGCCUGUGACGCCCGUCGCGUCGGGCAUGGGCAACUUUGCCAGCCGCUUCGGCAGCGGCUCGAUGAUUGCGCCGCGCUCCAGCGCCGCCGGCCCGACGGGCCCGGGCGCCACGGGCCUGGCAUCGGCGCGCGGCGUCGAUCUUGGCGGCUCGGAGCACGGCACGGGCACGGCGACGCCCUCGCAGUUCAUCUUCCCCAAGCUCGGCUCGCGGCGCCAGAGCGACCACCACUACGGCUCCGGCACGCACAGCCCCGUGGAUGGCUCGGGCACGCCUGACGACCAUCACGGCAAGGGCGGGCGCAAGGAGCCGAAGCGCAAGGAGACGCACAACCCGCUCGUCGACCUGCGCCGCUUCCUGCAAAAUCACAUCGGGCACCACAGCGACGACGACCACCACUCGGGCUCGUCGCGCUCGGGCAACCACACGCCCGGCUCGGCGCGGCGGCGCGGCCACGACUCGCCGCCGCUGGGCGAGGAGCACGCGCAUCUGGCCAAGAAGUACGGCAAGUGGGGCAAGGUGCUGGGCAGCGGCGCCGGCGGCACGGUGCGCCUCAUCAAGCGCAGCAAGGACCACACGACGUUUGCCGUCAAGGAGUUCCGGCAGCGGCGCUCGGGCGAGAACGAGAAGGAGUACAUCAAGAAGGUCACCGCCGAGUUCUGCAUCGGCAGCACGCUGCACCACGUCAACAUCAUCGAGACGCUCGACAUCAUCUCCGACCACGGCCACUACUACGAGGUGAUGGAGUAUGCGCCGUACGACCUCUUCAGCGUCGUGAUGAGCGGCAAGAUGUGCCGCCAGGAGAUCUACUGCGUCUUCCGGCAGAUCGUCGACGGCGUCGACUACCUGCACUCGAUGGGCCUGGCGCACCGCGACCUCAAGCUCGACAACUGCGUCAUGACGACGGGCAACAUUGUCAAGCUCAUCGACUUUGGCACGGCGACGGUGUUCCACUCGCCGGGCAAGAGCAAGGUCGUGGCGACGGGCGUCGUGGGCUCGGACCCGUACCUGGCGCCCGAGGUGCUCUCGCAGCAGACGUACGACCCGCGCCUGACGGACGUGUGGAGCUGCGCCAUCAUCUUCCUGUGCAUGGUGCUGCGCCGCUUCCCGUGGAAGCUGCCGGACCCCAAGACGGACCCGAGCUACCGCCUCUACGUGACGUCGCACCCGGAGCUGUGCAAGGCGCCCGAGCGCGCCGAGAGCAUGAGUGCCGACAGCAGCCGGCGAGGCAGCGUGGCGCCCGACGGCACGCGCACGCCCGGCGCCGGCGGUGCCGGCGCGCUGCUCGGCGGCAUGGAGAAGACGACGAGCCCCGGCACGCCCGUCAUCCGCACCGCGCAGGAGGCCGGCUACAUGGCGCCGCACAGCGUGGCGAGCACGGUGCAGAGCCCCACGGGCUCCGACGGCGACCACGAGGAGGUGCUGUCGAGCCCGCUCAAGAGCGCCGGCGUCGACUCGCCGGCGUCGGGCGCGCAGUCGCCCGUCGUGGGCAGCACGGACGCGUACCACCGCGACAUGCGCCCGCACCGCGCCGACAGCGUCUCGUCGGUGGCCACGUACACGUCGGGCGCGGCCGACUCGAUCUUCCGCCUGCUGCCGCGCGAGACGCGCAGCGCGCUGAGCCGCAUGAUGGCCGUCGAGCCGAGCCUGCGCUGCACGCUUGGCGACCUGCUGCGCGGGCGGCGCUUCAGCGACGGCGAGAGCCCGCUGACGCGCACGCCCGUGAUGAGCCGCUCGCCGUCGUCGGACCGGCUGCCGGGCAUGUCGGCGGGCCACGAGAGCGCGGCGGGGCAGGGCAUCACGAGCCCGGCGACCGACGGCGCGCUGGCGGGCCUCUCGCACGCCGAGUUUGAGGACGACGACGACACGGGCGACGAGUGGCUCAAGGGCAUCCGCACCUGCGCCCACGUGCUCAUGGACAACGGGCAGGGCGACCAGGCGGACCACCCGCACGUCAAGGUCGUGCCCGAGGAGCAGAAGCGCAAGCACAGCCUCUUCCACCGCAAGGACUGAGGCGCGCGUGCCUCGCAAGGACUGCCGAGGUGUGCACGCCCGGCGGUGCUGCCUGCUACUCUCCCGGAUGUUGCGUCUGCUGCGUCUGCUCGUUGCAUUCUUGAUUCCCCGCGCCUGCCCGCCUGUGUGCCCCCG